AUGACGCGCCCGGGCAUCCCGGUCAUAUUCACCCAACCACCGGCAAUUUGCGACCCGCUCGACACAGAAACAACAGAUCUGCAAACUUCGACUCGGGAGAAAUGCCUACCAUUCCUAAAAGGCACCCAUAGCAGUCAAAGUGACCACAAUGAGCACGGCGUGCCGGCUCUCAAGCGCGACCUCCAUGUAGCCUACCUCUACGACUCGCUGGAGGACUACCCAGCUGGCUUUGUAGCCAUGGACGCUAGUCGGCCCUGGAUGGUCUACUGGGGCCUUGCGGGGUUUGCCAUGCUGGGCGAGGAUACGUCCAUAUUUAGAGAUCGUGUUAUUGCUACGCUUCGGCCCAUGCAGAACCCCUCUGGGGGCUUUGGGGGCGGACAUGGCCAGACUUCACAUCUGGCGGGCAGUUAUGCAGCCGUGCUGUCGCUCGCAAUGGUUGGUGGUGAAGAGGCGCUGGGACUAGUUGAUCGACAUGCGAUGUGGCAGUGGCUUAGUCGGGUUAAGCAGCCUGAUGGCGGGUUUCGGGUUUGCGAGGGCGGCGAGGAAGAUGUGCGAGGCGCGUACUGCGCGAUGACGAUUAUUUCCCUAUUGGAUCUGCCGCUCACUUUGGCGGAUGGGGAAGCGCGAGAGGCUGGUUUGGAGACUUUGACCAAUGGUCUUCCCCAGUAUCUUUCCAGAUGCCAGACGUUCGAAGGAGGAAUCUCCGGCAGUCCGGGGUCUGAGGCCCAUGGCGCAUAUGCCUUUUGCGCACUGGCAUGUCUUGCUAUUAUGGGGCCUCCGGAGGACGUCUUCCCCAGACAUAUGGACAUUUCCAUGCUUGUAUCAUGGCUCUCAGCACGCCAGUCUGCGCCGGAAGGUGGUCUCUCCGGAAGAACCAAUAAGCUGGUGGACGGAUGUUACAGCCAUUGGGUUGGUGGCUGCUGGCCAUUACUUGAAUCUUCAUUGGAUGGUAAGCCUGGGAGCACUGAGCCUCCAGUCAACAGUCUUUUCAGCCGCGAGGGCCUUACCCGCUACAUCCUUGCUUGCUGCCAAGGUAAUGAUGGCGGUCUCCGCGAUAAGCCGGGAAAACACGUUGAUUCUUACCACACAUGCUAUGUACUAGCAGGACUAAGCGCGGCUCAACACCACCACUACCGCACUGAUUCGAGCACUGUAUCGGAAGGUUUUUCCUCUGCAUUUUCCUGGAAGUCUUCGCCCAGCCACGCCGAGGAUAGUGUAUUCUCGGAAGGUGAUCGGCUAGCGCCACUUCACCCCUUGUAUCUGAUCCCGCACAAGGAUGCAGAGAAAAUGCGGCGCUGGUCGGAGGACCACCCACUCGCCUAA
Penicillium soppii is the source of this 1323-nucleotide messenger RNA. RefSeq names its product CAAX farnesyltransferase subunit beta RAM1. NCBI's taxonomy places the organism in Eukaryota, Fungi, Ascomycota, Eurotiomycetes, Eurotiales, Aspergillaceae. The record is from RefSeq and is a predicted model, not a curated record. Gene Ontology annotation, cellular component: protein farnesyltransferase complex. Gene Ontology annotation, biological process: protein farnesylation. The coding region runs from base 1 to 1323 and encodes 440 amino acids. The transcript has 7 exons. Gene Ontology annotation, molecular function: protein farnesyltransferase activity.